CAGACACCUUCCCACACGAACAAACGCUCGAGCACUCAUUGCGCAAUGCAGAAACUCUUCACCAUGUACAAAUUCUCGUUUCUCCUACAUAUUGCAACAUCAGCAGCCUAUUCGUGGGUAUCUUCUCAACCUGGCGUUGAUACCGCACUGCUCAAGGAACAUCACGUUCGAAGAGCUGUAGAUUCCUGUCCCUUCAACGCAGACCACAAGCCCGCUGCACCCUACAACCCCAAGUAUCGCUAUACAGGCGCCGCAAAUGGUGUACCAGGGAACGGGAUAGGCGGCCUGAAAGUGCCAGCUGAUGGAGAUGAGGCACAUUACUAUCAGGCUCCAGGCCCAAAUGAUAUUCGGGGACCAUGUCCUGGUUUGAAUGCCGCGGCAAACCACAACUUCCUUGCCCACGACGGCAUUGUUACCUUCAAAGAACUCGUCGAUGCCCAGCAGAAUGUAUACAAUGUCGGAUACGAUCUAGCCGUGCUUCUGGCCGUGUUCGCCAUACAGCAAGACGGCGACUUCAUAACCGAGAGAUUGAGCAUCGGAUGCGAUGCGACAUCGCGAACAUCGUCCCUGCUAUCCAUAGGUAGAGAACCCGGCUUGAACGGACAUAACAAGUUUGAAGGCGAUACUUCAUUGACAAGGAACGACUAUUUUGUUGCGGACGGGGACAACUAUUCCUUCAACGGCACGCUCUUCGCUGAUAUGAAGUCGUACGCGGAUAACAUCUCGGGCGGGCUUUUCGAUCGCAAGGCGUUGAUUGAAUACCGAGCUCAUCUAUACGAUAAGUCGGUACAUGAGAAUCCCAACUUCUUCUUUGGCCCUGGAGUUGUGCUACUAUACGGUGCGGCUUCAUUCUUGUAUGAGCUUUUCCCCAAUUUUGGGGAUGAGGGUCCUGCAGAUCUGGAAGUCAUAUCCUCUUUCUUCGGCGCUCAACAAGACUCCUCCGCUCCCGGGGGCUGGGCUCACAUCCCCGAACGAAUCCCAGACAAUUGGAUGAAUCGUCGCAAACCUUUCACCGCUGUCGACGUUGUUACGGAGAUUCUGGCACUUUAUCUUCCACACCCCAAGCUUAUUGGUGGCAACGCGGGUAUUGACAACUUCAAUGCACUGAAUAGCACCUUCGACAUAAUUAAAGACGGAAAGCUGCCGGAUGAUGUGACUACUGCCCAAGUUGUCUGCUUCUUGUAUCAGCUGGCUGUGAAUAACAUACCAAAUGCUUUAAGUUCAGUCACGGAUGUGCUGUUGGAUGCGUUGGACUGGUCAGCCGGGAAAUUGAACCCUGUCUUUAAAAACGCGGGAUGCGCGUUGAGACCUGUUUUUUGA
Molecule: messenger RNA, 1320 nt
Organism: Periconia digitata
Lineage: Eukaryota; Fungi; Ascomycota; Dothideomycetes; Pleosporales; Periconiaceae
Source: the annotation of a GenBank genome assembly